Stegastes partitus (bicolor damselfish) is the source of this 2292-nucleotide messenger RNA. Its product is annotated as interleukin-18 receptor accessory protein. Gene Ontology annotation, biological process: interleukin-18-mediated signaling pathway. The record is from RefSeq and is a predicted model, not a curated record. Gene Ontology annotation, molecular function: interleukin-18 receptor activity. Lineage: Eukaryota; Metazoa; Chordata; Actinopteri; Pomacentridae. The coding region runs from base 122 to 1837 and encodes 571 amino acids. The transcript is spliced from 12 exons.
CCAAGAACUCCGGAUCAGAUCAUACUAAGGAAAUAUUCGGAGGAGGGGAGGGGGGGAGGCUGAUUUCAUCGCAGCCAUGACUGACACCAACAACUAGUUACUACAGAUUUAAAGACUCAGCAUGCCAACUGAAUACAUCCUGUAUUUGUUCAUCUUUCCCAGUCUUUCUGUGGGAUGCCAUCCAGGGAAAAAAACAGCUCAACAGCAGGAUGCUACACGUCUGCACUACAGAGCUGUGGAGGGGGAGACCUUUAUGUUGCCGUGCAUUAAUUCUUCGCCGACUGUGUGGUCCAGGACUGGAGAAGGCGGAGAAGAAUAUAAAGGUCAUUCGUUUGACUGUGGGAAAGCAUUCUUAGCUGAAGCAAAACAUUCUGGAAAGUACACAGACCUCACAAGGUCUCUGCUGUCCAGUGGCAGCAAGCUCAUCUUCCAUCUACAGGUGGAGAAACUCAGUGUGGGAUGCUACCAACCUGGAGAGAAAAGCCAUGUAACGUUGCGUCUGACUGCUGGAGGGAAGCUCACCUGCCCAGGCCUCAAAUGUAGCAACAACACAGAUGUCCUUUGGUACAAGGGCGACAAGACUAAGUCUUGUGUAGACAAUGGGGAGUUACAAUUCAAACCAGUCCGUGAACGUGACGGGGGUGUAUAUUUCUGUGACAGACGACUGAGGGAGGAAAAUAUCACAUGGACGCUCAGGAGGGCUGUUAGCGUCACAGUCACACCACGUAGUUCGCCAAGUUCCCCACCGACGAUUCUUAAUAACAGCGAGCCAGAGGAAGUGGAGCUUGGUCUCCCUUACAAUCUGACCUGUAAGGUGAGCUUCGAAUAUGAAGAAGGGUUUUCACCAAAGGUAUUGUGGUACAUGAAUUACAACGGCAACACGGAGAAUACGACUCUGCUGCCCUCGGAGGAGCUUCAUCCGCAGCGAGAGAUUCUUGAGGAAUUAAAGAUCAUUCAGGUCUCCAUCAUAAAAAAGGUGACGCCACAGCACUUGAACCACACGUAUACCUGCAGCACAAGUAAUGCCGUAGGAAACAGCAGCAUCACUAUCAAGCUUAAAAGGAGAAAUAAAGCAAAAUGGCCCUGCCUGGUUGGACAUGCUGUUGUGUCCUUCCUGGUGGUAGCUGGGCUGGGAGGGAUCGUGCAUUUGAAAAGGCUGGAAUUGGAGAUUAUCUACAGAUCCUACUUUCAAUAUGGAAAACAUGAUACAGAAAAGAAACAGUUUGACGUGUUUCUCUCGUACGCAUGGAGCCCUCUGUUAGCAGAUGUUACGAAAAGUUGGACUCUUUCCUCCAGAUCAGGAUCUUUCAAAAAUGAGGAAGCAUGUCAAUCUAUCACAGAACUGUUCAGCACAGAUGACGGUGAAGCCACCCAGAGACCACUGGAAGUGUUGCUUCCCAAGGUGCUGGAGGACCAGUGGGGGUAUCGACUCUGUCUGUUAGACAGAGACAUGCUUCCUGGUGGAGCAUACACAAAUGAUGUGGUCCUUGCAAUAGAGAGAAGCCGAAUGCUCAUCUGCGUCCUGUCAGCCGACUACCUCACCAACAGCAAUGCUGUCUUUGUGCUGGAAUCAGGAAUCCAGGCUUUGCUGCAAAAGCGUGCCCUCAAACUCCUGCUAAUAUGGACGAGUGGAGCGUCUGGAUCCCUCAUGGAGGCAGACCCUCCACUGCCCACCCUGGUCCGAAAGGCCCUGAGGGUGUUGCCCAGUCUGAAAUGGAGCUCAAGCAAACCUGCCAGAUCCAAAAGCAACUUCUGGGGAUCUUUAAGGAAGGCUAUGCCCAACAUAGACAGUGAGGCUGGCUUCAGUCAUGCAGCACCAAUGAUUAAAUUGUGUUAGAAGUAUUAUAUUUCCAACACCGUGUACAGUUUUUUUUUGUUGUUUUUUCUUUUUUUAAACUUUCUAAUACAGAAAUGCAAAUUCUACUCCUACACUUGUUACUUUACGUGAUUUCAGUGCGAGACCGGAAACAAAAAAAUAAAUGACGGAAGUUUCCAUGAUGAAAAUUAAAAUGUCAUGUUCAAAUGUAGGAAAAAGUGUCAACCUCAGCGCAAUGCUCAUGGUCCAGUGGUGAUGUGUGAAUUUCCAUCUGUACCAAAAAUAAACUGUCAGCCCAACAGUGGAAAAUCAUUUUUCUCUUGCAACUCUGCAGUUUAAAUGAUUAAAAUAAUGGGAGAGAAAAUGUACUAGUAAGCUUAAAAACAACAGAUGCUCUAAAUUAUUAAACAAAGUUAACAUUCAAAUGGUUUCUCGUGGAUUUUGUUACUGUCAAUAUGUCAGCAAUAAAAAAACAA